Drosophila grimshawi is the source of this 1246-nucleotide messenger RNA. RefSeq lists its product as uncharacterized. The record is from RefSeq and is a predicted model, not a curated record. The transcript is spliced from 4 exons. NCBI's taxonomy places the organism in Eukaryota, Metazoa, Arthropoda, Insecta, Diptera, Drosophilidae. The coding region runs from base 25 to 1164 and encodes 379 amino acids.
GAUCGUAAGGCAGAAUUACUUGUAAUGUUGUCUUCUUCGCACUUCUCAAUUAUUGUGAUAUACUUUUGUGCGAUUUGGUCGAGCGUUCGCGAUGUGGCAGGUUAUCAAGAUGCGUAUGGCAAUUGGCUGGAGUGUCCGGAAGGCUAUAAGCUCCAGAAUAACAUGUGCCACAGAAAGAAUAUGUGCCAGGAAGGAUACUUUCUGCACACGGAUGGGUUUUGCUAUUUGAUAGAACCAUUACCCUGUCCUUACAAUACCACAGUACCUACCACAACAACAGAUGAAAUAACCACUGAAGAAACGACUACUGAAGAAAUAACCCCUGAAGAAACAACCACGGAGGAAACAACCAUAGAACCACCAAGUGAUGAUGCCGAUGAGCAGGUUCGCUGUCCUCCCGGAUCUGUAUACUUUGACGAACAGUGCCGCCGAAUAAUCUGCAGCCGGGGUGAAUACCAUGCUGGUCGUUGCCUCUCGCCUGCCUGCCCCCAUGGAACCGUGUGGCGCAACAAAAGUUGCCAGCCAUCGGGCUAUAUAACCACAAUACUGGAAAUCGAUAAUGUGAUCAAGAACAAACAUAAGUAUAAAAACGCAACAGAGAAUGUGAGUCAUGUGGAAUAUGUGACUCCUAAGCCAUACGAGCCGAAUCGGGACAACAGUUUUGAGACGACGACGUGGUGGACUCGUCCACAACCGGAACUAACAAUUCCAACAACGACGCCAGCGUAUUCGAGUGCAGAUCCUUCAUCCGGAUGUUGUUUGGUGAGGAGUCCACGUUUCUGUCGUCCCUAUGCACCCACCUGGAUAUGUUUCAAUCACAGCCAUAGGCUGUGCGAUAAACGAAUCUGUACACAUCCCGUAAUCUACCUGAAGCCACCCGAAAUUGUUCAACUAACCGAUCCACCGCUGCUAGUGAUGCCGCCGAACCCACCAUUAUCCAGUUGCCUAACUCCCGAUUGCCACGAGAGCGAGAUGAUCAACUGCUCGGGCUGUGCGCAGGGCUUGAGGGAAACCUGCUCGUCGUCCUGCUACAAUUACUUUUGUCCCGGCGACGCUUGUGAAUUCAAAAAAUCUGAGGAAUUUUGUGAACUUUAUCCGGGCGGUUUUGGAUGCAAGAAAAGCGAUGGUUGCAUCUGGAAAUGGUGCAAUGGCAAAUGCCGUUAGUGUAUCUAUUGGUGAAUUUAUACAAAUCCACUCUUAUACCAUAUGCCAAGAUUCUUAAAUAUGAAAUACAUAUUAAAAUUAA